This is a messenger RNA of Magnolia sinica, 477 nucleotides long. RefSeq names its product probable trehalose-phosphate phosphatase 2. The record is from RefSeq and is a predicted model, not a curated record. Gene Ontology annotation, molecular function: trehalose-phosphatase activity. Bases 1 to 477 code for a protein of 158 amino acids. Lineage: Eukaryota; Viridiplantae; Streptophyta; Magnoliopsida; Magnoliales; Magnoliaceae. The transcript is spliced from 4 exons. Gene Ontology annotation, biological process: trehalose biosynthetic process.
AUGGACUUGAAGUCUGCCCCUCUUCUCGUUGAUCCUGUUCCCACAAACAAGUCGAGAUUGGGCCUGCAUUCUAGUUUGUUGUCUUGCCCACCACCAGCGUCAUCAUUUCCUUUGGCAUUGUAUUUGAUGAUUCCCUGGAGAAAGCCGAUUACUGGAAAACUCGAUGACGUCUGUGCCAACAGUUGGCUGGAUGUUAUGAAAUCCUCAUCACCUCGCAAAAUGCUAAUCAAGGAUUCAAAUAUUGAGGCUGUGUCAGAUGAAAAUGAUGUUGCGUAUCCCUUGUGGGUGUUGAAAUUUCCAUCUACUCUAACUUCUUUUGAGCAAAUCAUGAAAUGUGCAGAAGGCAAUUCCCUUGCAUUAUUAAUGGAUUAUGAUGGAACACUUUCACCAAUCAUAGAUGACCCUGACGCUGCUAUUAGGUCUAGUGAGGGCUCUGCAAGUGCAAGGAUUGGUAGAGUAGAUGGUAUGGCGGGUUGA